UUAAUAAUAAUAAUAAUAAUAAUAAUAGUGUAAGUUAAAAGAUUUUGACCGGUACAAUCUUGUAGAAACCAGUGUAGUUUUAAAAUCCAGUAAAAACAUACAAAUCUGACACUAAUUGCUAAGUAAACCAGUUGCUGCUUUGUUCUUCAAUACACUUCAUUUUUACACUGUAAUGGGCCAUGCAAAAAGCAGCAUAGAAAAAUGAAUUUUUUGCCGUAAAAUGUGCAAACUCAGUGCGGUGGAUUCCAGACCUUUUGUUCACGUCCCUUCUAAAACCUAACAUUUGGCCAGACCCUCUUACCUCAUAACAACAUUACAGUCACAUGCCGUCACUAUUUCAGCCAUGUAGUCAUAGUUCCAAGAAUAUCUAGGACAGCUAACAACUGUUCAUUCCCAAAUGCCACGCUAAUUAAACUGGGCUUUCAGGUCUAUGUAAGAGAGAAAAUAGACAUUCUUGGCCAAAUUAUCCCAAUGGGCCUUUAUUCUGACCCCCAGCCCCAGUAAGGGCAGUUUUAAAAAAGUAAUAUUGAUUUGACAAUUUUUAUUUUAAUGUAUUAUUUAUUUAUGUAUAAUUUUUAAGUGCAAGAUGUGCUUUAUGAGAAGCUGGAAAGGCAUAAGUAUAUUGUGUAGUGUUAUUUUAAUUGAUUCCAUAAUCAAUAAAUAUCUCUUCUGGUGUAUUUACAAAUCUUUAUUGAAUUUUUCUGACAUUUGAAGGGAGCGGCAUCUUGUUUUUAUUUUUUUAUUUUUACUGAAGGGUGGAGGGUGCACAUUGCAUCCUUUCUGAUGUUUCAUAACAUUCUGCAGCCUCUGGCUGCCCCAGUCAUGUGUGUCUAUCUGUUUUCUAGGAGGGGCUGAGGAGAUGCCUUUAAGGACUAUGCCGAGAAAAGAUGCAUUCUUUGUUUUGUCCCAGGCAGAACCAUCACAGUGCAUCUAGCUGAACAGAGAAGAUACAGACUGGAAUGACAGAGUGGACAGAGGCAGCAAGGCUAAGGGUUUUUCACCUAAGAGUACCACACAGCAUCCCACCCAUAAGCUUCUUCAGUUGUUGUAUUCUGAACUGCAGCCAGGGACAAAUAUUUAGAGCCAAAGAAGAGAAACACAGUAUACUGGUAUGUCCAAAUCAUUCUUGGAAACCGCCCAAAUCUCCAGAAGUCACUCAGGGAACAGAACUAUAAAAACUUUUUCCAGCCUGGAGAACAAAGUCGCUGGAAGGAGAUUUAAAAAAAAUUAUAGCCACAAUACAACAUCAGAUUUGCAGAUUUGAGAUACCUGUACUCUUUGCUUCCAAAUGUGUGAACGUCUAGGGCAGAGGAAGGACAGACGGUGUGCGUACUUCAAAGCAUAGACAAGGUGAUCCAAACUACAAGGUAACAAAUCAUCAUAGGUUUAGCUGCUGCUCCAGCUAUAUUUAUGCUCACUUUUCUGUAUCACUAUGGAAUAAGCCCAUUGUCCCCAAACUCAUUCUGAAUCUCAUAGUAGUAGAUAAAAAUAAAAGAUCAGCUCAUCUCUUUUGCCAAUCUCCUUUGUUUUACUUCUUUAAUUUAUACUCCUGAUAGAUGUUUUGCACUGUUUUUAAUGUGUGCUGAUAAUCUAAGGAUUACUGUAUUUGCACUGCAAGUAAGAGGGAAUGGGUAGCACGUUAUUUAUCUAUGUGCUUGACAAAAUACAGAUAGAAGGCACUCCGGAUAAAAAAAGGAGGUUUAUUGCAACAGGUCAAGGACCAACAUCACCUGACGCAUUUCAGGCACGGUGAUCAACAGUGGGAACACUGGUGGCAGAGCACCCGUGAUAACAAAUGGAGCUUUAUUAAGGAGUCCACACGUAGGAGACACGGCUCAUCAUGCCUACACUGAGAAUGCUUCAUUCAACAGUCAAUUCCACCAAUGCCACCAUCAAUAUUGGGACUGAGCUUAAGCCAACCAACACAUCCAAUAUUGCUAUGGACAUUCCAGAAGAGCUCUUUCUGAUUCUGUGUGUGUUUAGUUUGCUAGAGAACAUACUUGUGGUCAUUGCCAUUUUCAAGAACCACAACCUGCACUCUCCCAUGUAUUAUUUCAUCUGUUCCCUUUCAGCAUCUGAUAUGCUUGUUAGUUCUAGCAAUUUAGGUGAGACCCUCAUCAUUGUUAUGCUAAAGAAAGGGAUUAUAACAUUAGAGCCAAUGCUUAUCAUAAAGAUGGAUUACAUUUUUGACACGAUGAUCUGCUGCUCUUUAGUAACCUCUCUCUCCUUUCUUGGGGCGAUUGCAAUUGAUCGUUACAUCACCAUCUUCUACGCCCUGCGCUAUCACAGCAUUAUGACUCUGCGCAGAGUAGUUAUUGCCAUAGCUGUGAUCUGGUCGGUCAGUUUAGUUUGUGCUCCCAUCUUCAUUGUCUAUCAUGAGAGUGGUGCUGUCAUCUUAUGUCUAAUUGUCUUUUUCCUCUUCAUGUUGGCCUUGAUGGUGGCCUUAUAUAUCCACAUGUUUGCUCUGGCACGCCAGCAUGCACGUAGCAUUUCUGCCCUGCAGAAAGGGAAGAGAAGAAGGAUCACUCCACAUCAAGCUAGGGCAAACAUGAAAGGAGCCAUAACACUAACAUUGUUGCUUGGCAUCUUCUUUCUCUGCUGGGGGCCCCUAUUCCUCCACCUUACUUUGUUUGUGUCCUGCCCCAAUAAUCAUAUUUGCAACAGCUAUUUUUACUAUUUCAACAUCUACCUCCUUCUCGUCAUCUGCAAUUCUGUUAUUGACCCUUUAAUCUAUGCCUUCAGGAGUCAGGAGCUACGGAAGACCCUUAAGGAAAUAAUUUGGUGCUCUUGGUGACAACUCAGAUUGGGGGGUGCUGCCAGAGAACUAAAGGCAGCUGAGGUUUAAUGAGAACACUUUUCUUCAUCUCCACUCCCCAUAACUAUUUCAUUUCAUGACACACUUUCGUGACACAUACGCUAUUUGUGCUUAAUAAAGCAUAUCCGAGGAAAUGUUACGUUUAGACAAAAAAAAAACCUCCAUAAUGCUUAUGGAGUUAUUGCUUCUACAGAAUGUUUACACAGAUGUGUAACAGAGCAAAAUGUACCUUAUCUGAUAACAGGAGAAUACUUGUAAUACCAUCAACAUAGUCUGAGCAGCAAGAUGUUGUACCAUAUUAUGCAGGUACGACAUUGCAGGGAAGACUCAUACUUGAGUGAUAAAAGGGACAUUAUAUUCACUUAAUAACAAACAGGAGCAUAGAGAUGGAUUCCUGCAUAUGACGGCUUUGAUAGUAACUCUUGUAAUAAUGAUGAGCAAUGAAGCACUAUAGUCAUUCAGAACGGAAAUCAAUUAACAGAUGUAUUUGUGUGUUUGGUGGAUAAAAGAUGGCGUUUCCCUCUCUUCGCGGAGAUGUCACACUUCCUUAAAGCAUUUACUGGAAUCUCCAUUUUCUGCAUUCCACUGAAUGUUGUAUAAGUGUUCGGCUAUCAUGUGCUUUGUUAUAUAAAUGAAUAGCUCUGCAUCACCAACCGCUUAUGCAACAAGAAAGAGAUCUUGUCCCCAGGACGCAUGGAUACAGCAACUGUCCUCAAGACAUUCCAAAAAGUACAUUUUCCAAGAACUACAUUUUCCUGCUUCUCCUAAAGGGAAAUUACUACUUUUAAUAAUUCUGCUAUGAUGCUUUAUAUGGACAUCACAGGGAGAAGUAUUUUUGAGUAUAGAAAAAUGGACAGCACAUUGCACUAAACACAGCAUUCUAUGUUGCCAUGACCCUUUUGGUUUAGGGGCUUAAAUUUAUUUGCUGGUUUAGCCAUCUUCAAAAUGCCAAGGCAUAUUUUAUUGCCCCUAAAUCUUUCCCAUUUCUUUAGGGAUUUUAGUCCAUUAAAGUCUAAAUUAUUUUAUGUCUCCUUUUAAAGAAUGGCUAAACUAAUUUUUACCCAGCAGAGAAAUCUGUGUUUAAUAUUUCUACGCUUGCAUUGAAUAUAAACUGUUUAUUAACCCUCAUUGUGCCUAGUCCACAAUGAAAGGGUUCAUGGAUAAUUACUAAUAUGCAUCACAUCAUGUGACAGGGCCUGUGAAAGUUCAAAGUUUGUAUCUUCUUGUGCACACAAGUGAUCAAAUUCUGUACAUCUAGAACACGUUAUAACAAACACCACAUUGUGUGUGUGUGUGUGUGUGUUAAAUUAAAUGUUCUGAAAAUAUAUAUAAAAUUCUAGCAGAUAAACUUUGCCAAUAUAAAUUCUGA
Messenger RNA from Xenopus laevis (African clawed frog), 4184 nucleotides. It is a transcript of the gene mc1r.S, whose product is annotated as melanocortin 1 receptor S homeolog. Gene Ontology annotation, cellular component: plasma membrane; membrane. Bases 1841 to 2794 code for a protein of 317 amino acids. The record is from RefSeq and is a predicted model, not a curated record. The transcript is spliced from 2 exons. Gene Ontology annotation, molecular function: melanocyte-stimulating hormone receptor activity; melanocortin receptor activity; G protein-coupled receptor activity. Gene Ontology annotation, biological process: G protein-coupled receptor signaling pathway; regulation of gene expression; signal transduction. NCBI's taxonomy places the organism in Eukaryota, Metazoa, Chordata, Amphibia, Anura, Pipidae.